CGCACUGCGGCGGCAUUGACGGAUGUUGCGUCACUGCUGCUUUAAAACAGGCAGAGCCGACCCGAACCGUAAAUCCUGGGCCAGAUGGACGCCUUCAUCGCCUGAAGACCCGAACUAAGGCUUGGAACAGCGACUGGAUUUCAGACACGGUUUCAGCUCGGAACCGCGCGUCGAAUCCUGGACCCAACCCCGAGUGUGGGCGCUUUUCGGCUCCGGAAUGGCUGACGCCGAGGUCUCCCUGUCCCCGGCUCUGCAGCAGCACAGCCCCCACCACUGUGUCCCACCCUCUGCACCAGCCUCCUGCUCUCCCACCACCUUCUCCUGUCCCUCCUCCCCCUCCAGUGCCUCCUCUUCCUCCUCCUGUUCCACCUCCUCAUCCUGUUCUGAGAGCUCCUCAGACUGUCCCAACAACAACCACCACCACCACCACCACCACCGUCGCCACCACCACCCCCGCCCCCAGCUGCAGCUGCCCCCGCCCUCCAACAGCGAGCAGCCAUCCUCCCCCAGCGCCAGCCCUCGCAGCUCCAGCCCCAGCGGCAGCAUCGGCAGCACGGGCAGCCUGGGCAGCAGCGCCAGCGAGGGCAUCGGCAGCGGUGUGUCGAGCGGUGGCGACCCGCGGGGACCCAGUCCCCCUCUAGACGUCAUCUCAGAGGACGCCAUGGAGAUGGACCUGGGGGUCGACCAAGUGAUCGACCCUGAGGUCGCCCUAAAGGCCUGCCAGGAGGUUCUAUUGAAGGUGAAGCUGCAGAACAAGGAAGCGCCUGAGCACCAAGAGUCUGGGCCGCAGUGGGCCAUCAGCCCAGACUCCAGGUCCAUCAGGGAGGAGGAGGAGGAGGAGGAGGGACCCGGUGGAGGUGGUACCUCACAGCAGGACCCACAGCCUAGGUCUUCCUCACCACCACCGUCCUCAUCUAAACAGUCGUGGCUGCUGCGUCUCUUUGAGUCCAAACUAUUUGACGUUUCCAUGGCGAUCUCUUACCUGUACAAGUCGAAGGAGCCGGGCGUUCAGGCGUACAUUGGGAACCGUCUCUUCAGCUUUCCUGACAUCGAGGUGGACUUUUACCUGCCGCAGCUGCUCAACAUGUACGUGCACAUGGACACGGAGGUGGGCGACGCCAUCAGACCGUACCUGAUUCAUCGCUGCCAGGGCAGCAUCACCUUCUCCCUGCUGUCGGCCUGGCUGUUGGGCGCCUACUCUUCUGACAUGCACAUCUCCACCCAGCGUCACUCCAGAGGCACCAAGCUGCGAAAACUUAUCCUGUCUGAUGAACUCAAGCCUUCGUCCGAUGCUCCCAAAACCGUUUCUGUUUCUGAAAGUCCAGUGUCGUCACCGACUCACCGCCGCUGUCACCGGAGGCACAACAGCAGCAACAUGGAGGCUACCUCCGUAUCCUACCCAGACAGCCCUGUGCCCUCGGACGCCGAGGUCUUUGUGUCCCCCUCCAGGAGGACCCAUCAGAGGUCCAAGUCGGACGCGACUAUGGCCAAUAGCGGGCCUGGAGCUGCGCUGCGACGGACGGGGAGUAACCCGAAGGUGGAGGCGGUCCACGAGGAGCCGGAGCGUCUUCGUCCUCAGCGAGAGUUGGUCAAGUCUCUGCUCUGCAUCGGGAAGCGUUUAGCUACGCUGCCAACCAAAGAGCAGAAGACCCAGCGUUUGAUCUCAGAGCUGUCACUGCUCAACCACAAGUUGCCGGCCCGAGUGUGGCUGCCCACGGCCGAGCGCCAGCACCAUGUCUGCAGGAUCCCCCACACGCAAGCCGUGGUGCUGAACUCCAAGGACAAGGCUCCGUACAUUAUCUACGUGGAGGUUCUGGAGUGCGAGAGUUUCGAAACGUCUGCUGUUCCAGUCCGGAUCCCAGAGACCAGGAUCUGUUCGGCUCGUUCUGCCGAGAACCUGGACUGUGGCAUCAGUGUUCCUGGCAUCACAUCGGAGCACAGAGCGGGAAGUUUCUCCACCGUCCCCAACUAUGACAACGAUGACGAAGCGUGGGCCACCGACGACAUCGGACAGCUGCAGGUGGAGGCCGAGGCUCAAACCAGCAGCAGCGACAACAUCAGUCAGUUUUCAGUUGACAGCAUCACGAGUCUGGAGAGUAAAGAGCCGAUGUUCAUCGCCGCCGGCGACAUUAGACGUCGCCUCUCAGAGAAUCUGGCUCACACUCCUACCACGUUCAGGAGAGACCCUGAAGACCCAUCGGCCGUGGCCCUCAAAGAACCCUGGGAAGAAAAAGUCAGAAGGAUCAGAGAAGCGUCUCCUUACGGCCACCUACUCAACUGGAGGCUUCUGUCGGUCAUCGUGAAGUGCGGAGACGACCUGAGGCAGGAGCUGUUAGCCUAUCAAGUCCUCCGACAGCUGCAGUCCAUCUGGCAGCAGGAGCGAGUCCCUCUGUGGCUCAAACCUUAUAAGAUCCUGGUGAUGUCCUCAGACAGCGGGAUGAUCGAGCCCGUCCUCAACGCCGUCUCUCUGCACCAGGUGCGGAAGCAGAGCCAGCUGUCUCUACUCGACUACUUCUUGCAGGAACACGGGAGCUUCACCACUGAGGCGUUCCUCACCGCUCAGAGGAACUUCGUUCAGAGCUGCGCCGGUUACAGUCUCAUCUGUUACCUGCUGCAGGUCAAAGACAGGCACAACGGAAACAUCCUGCUGGACUCUGAAGGCCACAUCAUUCACAUCGACUUCGGGUUCAUCCUCUCAAGUUCACCGCGAAACCUGGGCUUCGAGACAUCCGCCUUCAAACUAACGUCUGAGUUUGUAGAUGUGAUGGGGGGUCUGGAUGGAGACAUGUUCAUUUAUUACAAGAUGCUGAUGCUUCAGGGCUUAAUUGCUGCCCGGAAGCACAUGGAGAAGGUUCUGCAGAUAGUGGAAAUCAUGCAACAAGGUUCCCACCUUCCCUGUUUCCAUGGCUCCAGCACCAUCCGUGGCCUGAAGGAGCGUUUUCACAUGUCACUGACUGAGGAGCAGCUGCAGCUGCUGGUGGAGCAGAUGGUGGACGGGUCCAUGCGCUCCAUCACCACCAAACUCUACGACUCCUUCCAGUACGUCACCAACGGCAUCAUGUGACCAGAGCCCAGGUCAACUGGGCCAGAAAUGGAGGUUGUGGAGAACUUACUGGAUUGGACUGUUCCCUCGUCACGUGUCUGAGGAGUUUCCUUUUUCUGGGCUCAUGGUUCUCGCUACAGUGUCGGAGCUUUCAGAUAAAACCGGAAAUAGAAACUAACCUUCUGGUUGUUGUGUUGAUGCCCAAGACACAUUUAAUUCAAAUACUAAUACUUGUAAUGGAUUUUACUCCAAACCAGCAAAUGGUUCGAGCUCAGCUGCUCUAACUUUAGUGUAACUGAACAGACAGGUCCACAUGGUCAUUUGUUGGGUUUCACUGAUUAUUUUAUUUUUUCACUUGUUGAGACUGUUUGUCUAAAAAGGUCAUUUGAUCACUAAUUAAUGUAAUUUUCAGUUGCUAAAUUGGUAAAACAAAGCCAAAUUAACGGCUAAGUUAACACUGAUUGAUGCUAAGAAUACUGGUCUAAAUGUGGUUCAAUCGUUCCUUAAGGACAAAUGUAGAGAAAACACUAAAGAGAAGCACAACAUGAACUUAAUCCCACUGAGACAGAAAUACAGGAAGCUUUUGUUCUGUCCAUUUUAAAACAUCUGACACUAGUUUCUACCUGAUUUUAUUUCUCAACAUGUUUUGUCCAGACACAUUAUUCUCUACAUUUAAAGCAGAAUUAUGUUCAUGGUUACUGCUAAUGGAUACAUUCCAAAACUAAUCCAACACUUUCAUCAUUGUCCAGUGAACAAAGUCAUGUUGGUGAAUCACUGUUGUGGAGGGAUUCCACUUUUAUUUGGUUUUAAGUUAAGUACCAGUCAGUGCAGCUGCUGUAAACACUGACAUCACUGGCUCAACACACACACUCCUGUACGUAACAAAGCUGAUGAUUCUGCAUCAGACAUUUCGUUCCAACACUCUACAGUGGCUUCAUUCCAGGGUAAAGAGCUGAGUGUCACUCCUCACCAGCUGUCAUAGACUGUAGAGGCGCUGAAGCCUGGAAUAAAGCCCAAUGUUAACCACUAUUGAUAAAGCACAGAUGUUACAGUGUGCUGCCCCUCGGCCUGCACGUUUACGUGUGUGUGUGUGUGUGUGUGUGUGUGUGUGUGUGUGAGAGAGAGAGAGAGUAAAUGAGUUGUUUUCCUGUGAAAAACGAUGCCUUGACCUGUACAGAAGGUACAAACGUAUCAAUGCAACGACCUGAGAAGUGCUUUUACACCAGAUGUUGUGUUGCUUCAGGGAUGUUUCCAUACUUCAGUCUUCUCCUCUCGUCCAUUAGGCAGGGUCAGGUUUUUCCCAGAACAUUUCAGUAGCUAACUAUGUUUGCGAUGUCUACUACGAUGACAACAUCGUCUAUGUUUUAGUUUUUUGCCAUUAAUUAUCAAAUACAGAUAGAAUGAAACGAAUGAAGUAAAGAUAAAAGCUGCUUCUGAUCUGAACCAAGUUAAGAGGACAACACUGAACAGGAAAUUUCCUUCCUGCAGCUAAAGACCUUUCAUUGCCUUUUUUUUCUACCUUUCCCUCUGCUUAAUUUCAAUGUGAAGUGCAUUUAACCUGAAUGGAAACAAAUCUCUUAAUUGUAAAUAAUUCCUUUUAUUUCAUUGUAGCUGGUACUAAACAUUUACCACUGCAUAAUUUGACAAUUAAAUGUAAAAAUAGUUGUGACUCUUGCAGAGAAUCUUUACACAACCAAAAAAACAAAUGUGACCUGCAACGCUGUGGAUGGUAUUUUAGUAUAAGAUACUAAGAUAAGAUACUAAACCAUGAAGAGCGGAGCUAAAUGAAGCUUAAAUAAGAAUGUCUUAAACUGAGAUCACAUGUUUGACUUUUCUGAUUUUACCCCUAUAUGUGUUUUUAGAAACGUCAACAUAAAAUGUUUGGAAGCUGCAUAGAAUUGUAAAAAAAAUAAAACUGAACAGGAUAAACCAAGUGGAGGGCAAUGCUUGUUUAGUCUUUACUGUGUGAUAGAACAGUUUGAUCAGAACAGCAGCACCUGGCAGCCAAAUAAACCCGUUGAUUCCAAGGUUUUAAAUUGUACUUGAAAAUGGGAAGAACUAAAUGAAGUUAAUGAGCAGCAGGAACAUCACAGACCUUAACCUUUUACCUUUGUGUCUGCAGCAGACUUACCUGUACACAAGCCCAGGGACAUGUAACCACUGGUCUUGGAGCUAAUUCCUCCAUGUGCAGAGAUUCUGGCAGCAGAACGUUUGUGGGGUUCACGUAUCAAUGUAUUAUAGACUAAUGUUAAAAUAAAUGCUUUAUUUGAUUUGGUA
Molecule: messenger RNA, 5320 nt
Organism: Betta splendens (Siamese fighting fish)
Lineage: Eukaryota; Metazoa; Chordata; Actinopteri; Anabantiformes; Osphronemidae
Product: phosphatidylinositol 4-kinase beta-like
Exons: 14
Coding region: 218-3064 (948 amino acids)
Biological process (GO): phosphatidylinositol-mediated signaling; phosphatidylinositol phosphate biosynthetic process
Cellular component (GO): cytoplasm; membrane
Molecular function (GO): 1-phosphatidylinositol 4-kinase activity
Source: RefSeq, a predicted model, not a curated record